Molecule: messenger RNA, 529 nt
Organism: Drosophila subobscura
Lineage: Eukaryota; Metazoa; Arthropoda; Insecta; Diptera; Drosophilidae
Product: NAD-dependent protein deacetylase Sirt2-like
Exons: 1
Coding region: 74-529 (151 amino acids)
Molecular function (GO): NAD+ binding
Source: RefSeq, a predicted model, not a curated record
ACUCGAAAUCUUACAACUGGCCGCACGUUGGAUCGGCUGGCGGGCGUGCCGGAAGACAAGCUGGUCGAGGCCCAUGGCAGCUUCCACACCAACCACUGCAUUAAGUGCAAAAAGGAUGAAGGAGGAGAUCUUCGCUGAUCGGCUGCCCAAGUGCACGGCAUGCAAGAAAAUUGUGAAGCCGGACAUUGUUUUCUUUGGGGAAGACUUGCCCGAAAAGUUCCACAAAAGUUUGGAUGGAGACUUCAAGGAGUGCGAUCUGCUGAUCAUCAUGGGCACCUCGCUGGAAGUGCAUCCGUUUGCAGCUUUGGCGCAGUACCCUGGACCGCGCUGUUUGCGUCUCUUGAUCAAUCGCGAUGCCGUGGGUCGUCCCAAGUUUACCACCUGGAUGGAUGACCAAAACGACGAUUGUCUGCGGCAACAUCCGCUUGGCACUGGGCUCGACGAAAACAGCGAGUCAUGUAUUGACUUGGCGGAGCAGUAUUCAAAGACGACUUUCACCCACCCACGUCGAGGAUCUUCAGGUACUUGA